Messenger RNA from Mesorhabditis belari, 1527 nucleotides. Lineage: Eukaryota; Metazoa; Nematoda; Chromadorea; Rhabditida; Rhabditidae. The record is from the annotation of a GenBank genome assembly.
AUGGACGAGCUUCCAACAGAAGUGACUAACUUCUUGCUUUACUUCGCUAAAGUUAUUGAUGAAGAGAAUGUGGCCGAGAUCCACAAUUUGUACGAACACGGAUUCCCCGAUUUGACCGAGCGUUUCUUCCGCCCGACAGAGCGCAUGUGGCCCGAUGAGACCGUCGUGGAGAAUAUAGUUGGAUCUGACAAUCGUCUCUUCAUCAUUCUCUACAAAGAACUUUACUACCGUCAAGUGUAUGCUCGCAAUCAACGAGGGCCAUCGCUCAAUCAUCGCUAUGAAAGCUUCAUGAACUAUCAGGAUCUCUUCUCGGAGAUUCUCGGAAGCAAGGAACCGUUGGCACUCACUCUUCCGAAUAUCUGGCUAUGGGAUAUCGUUGAUGAAUUUGUGUAUCAGUUUCAAGCCUUUUGUCUGUACAAGGCAAAUCCAGGAAAACGAGCGGUCGAAGAAAUUGAUGAGUUGAUGCACAUUGAGGAUAAUCAAAAUGCUUGGAACGUGUAUCCGGUGUUAAACAUUCUCUACUCGCUGCUCAGCAAAUCGCAGAUUUCGCAACAACUUCAGAUGAUUCGAAACAGAAAAAAUGCUGAUCUUGUUGCUGAUGAAUUUGGGCAAUCACCUCUCUACUUCAAGCUCGGCUACUUCUCGUUGAUUGGAUUGUUGAGGACUCAUGUGCUGCUCGCCGAUUAUCACCAAGCGCUCAAAACUGUGGAAUCUCUCGAGUUUGAUGCCAAGGGUCUCUACAACACGGUUCCUUCUUGCUUUGUGACAUUGCACUAUUUCGUCGGCUUUUCGCAUAUGAUGAUGCGCAACUAUGGAGAGGCGACAAGAAUUUUCGUGAAUUGCCUCCUUUUCAUCCAACGAACCAAAUCUCUACAACAAACACAACAAAAGAAGAACUUCCAAUAUGACGUGAUUGGCAAGACUCACGAUCAACUCUUCCAUUUGCUGGCCAUUUGUUUAUCACUUCAACCUCAGCGUAUCGAUGAAUCGAUUCAAUCGCAGCUUAUCGAGAAGAUGGGCGACCGAUUGAGCCGUAUGUCAAAUGGAGAGGUAGACGAGUACAAGAAUGCUUUCAUGCUUGGUUGCCCCAAAUUCCUUUCACCAACAACAGUCGUUUAUGAAGGCGGAAAUCAGUCAAAGGAGCCAUUGUUGAGACAAUGUCAAGCUUUUCUAGAUGGAAUUGAGAGUCAACGAGCGGUGCCGAUUCUGCGAGGAUAUUUGAAAUUGUACACAUCGUUGCCCACUCAAAAACUAGCUUCUUUUAUGGACGUCGGUGAGGGAGAAUUCGACUCAUUUCUGGGGAAACUCCUCUCGUUUAAGAUGUUGGUCUCGGGAUUGGGAAAGGGUUCGGCAGACGAUGAUGCCGAGGAAAUGGAGAGCACCCCACAGGAUAUCGAUUUUUAUGUCGAUAAGGACAUGAUUUGCAUUGCGGACACGAAGGUUUCGCGACGAGUUUGUGAGCAUUUCGUUAAGCACAUUCACAAGCUGAUUGAGGUCCAAAAGAUGCUCAAGGUCGAGGCGAAGCCC